AUGUUGUGUGAGGUAUGCAACAACGAGGUAUCCAAAUACAAAUGCCCUCGGUGUUCGGUCAACUACUGUUCAAUAGCAUGCUAUAAGAGCGAUACACAUACUGCGCGGCAUGCCGACAAUCGUGGUGGUGUUGGCACCACCACAGCCCAAACCGCCCCUGUCUCUCCUCUGCGGCCCGACAGAUUCUCCUUUAUCGUCAGCGAUCCCACCAUCAAAAAUCUCCUCACAAUUCCCGCCUUACAGAUGCAUCUUUCUACGUUGAUCAAGUUGGCCGACACUUUCGAGUCGUCCAACAAAAAUUAUCUCCUCAAUUUGAAGAUUAACGAUUUGCGUCUGGAUGGUUCGGAGCAGAAUGUGCUCAUUGAGGAGUUUGUGCAGCGAUUUUUGAAGUUGAGUGACGAGUGGGAGCUGCAGCACGGAAGUUAG
Yamadazyma tenuis ATCC 10573 is the source of this 426-nucleotide messenger RNA. NCBI's taxonomy places the organism in Eukaryota, Fungi, Ascomycota, Pichiomycetes, Serinales, Debaryomycetaceae. The record is from RefSeq and is a predicted model, not a curated record.